CUCUGCCAAGUUUAUUAUAAACAGUGCGCGAGCUGCAGCGCGCUGUCAAACGGAGCGCGAGAGCAGAGCGAACUGCAGCCCAGGGAGGAAAACCGCAGAGAGAAAAGCAGGAGCAGGAGAAAGUGAAAAAAGGAGAGUGAAGAGCCGUAGAGAGAAAAGCGAAAACAUCUGGAUUAUUUACCAAGAAACACGAACAACAGCCCUGUGACAGUGAGAUAUACGCCACAAAGCUGACAGGAGUUUUAAAGAGACGAACCAAGAGAUACUGGAGAGACAGACCAACUCCAACUGGUUUGAACAACAUCACUCUAUCUGCUAAAAUAAAAGGCGGCUAAAGACACACCCAAACCUCUCUGCUCAGAGUUCCCCUCGUAGUUUUUAGUUUGCAGACCGGUGUUUGCACCGGCUCAUCUCCAUGUAUAAGAUGGAUUACUCCUACCUGAACUCCUAUGACUCCUGCAUGGCGGCCAUGGAAGCGUCGGCCUACGCGGACUUCAGCUCUUGCAGCCAGGCCAGCUCCUUCCAGUACAACCCGAUCCGGAGCGGACCCUUCUCCAACCCGGGCUGCACUCCGCUCAGCACGGCCAGCUGCACCCUGGGAGCCCUGCGAGAGCACCAGCCCACACCUUACUCCUCAGUCCCUUACAAGUUUUUCUCGGACCCCUCCGGCCUGAACGAGAAGAGGAAGCAGCGGCGCAUCAGGACCACCUUCACCAGCUCCCAGCUGAAGGAGCUGGAGCGGGUCUUUGCCGAGACACACUAUCCGGACAUCUACACCCGAGAGGAGCUGGCGCUGAAGAUAGACCUGACCGAGGCCAGGGUACAGGUGUGGUUUCAGAACAGACGUGCAAAGUUUCGCAAGCAGGAGCGUGCGGCCAACGCCAAAGCCAACAGCUCUGGUGGCACCACGGGCAGCAGCUCCAGCAGCAGCUCUGGAGGGAAGAAGGGCGGAGAGCUGAGAUCUUCAUCCGAUGACGAUGAGUCCAAAGAAUCCACCUGCAGCCCCACACCUGACAGCACGGCCUCCCUGCCGGGCUCGGCCAAUGGAAACUUGGGCAGCCCCGCCAGCCUGAGCCCCAGCCCGGCUCCUGUCAACAGCGGCUACGUUAACACCUCCAGCUCUCCGGUUCUCCAGGGGCUGAAGCCGCCCAGCUGGUCCAGUCUGGGGCCGUCCAACCCAGCCGUUGCCCAGCCUGCUACCCAGACUCAGGAGAUUCUGAAGGCCUGGCAGCCGGCGGACAGUAUGACCGGGCCCUUUGCUGGAGUCCUGUCCUCCUUCCACAGAAAACCCAACCCCACCAUCAAGACAAACCUGUUCUGAAGCACAGAGGAAGAGGAAAUGAGAGACAAACAUUAUGCUGUCUACUGGAACACUGAGGAAUUCCCAGCUUUUGUUGAGAGUCAGGACAUACCCAUUAUAACACUGAAUUCACUGGUGUAGUCUGCUGUAGUUCAGUGAGGCCUUCGGUUCUUCUCUAAAAAAAAAUAAAAUAAAAAAGUAUCCUGUCAAACUGAUUCAAAGAUAAUAAAAUCAAAGGUUUGGACACCAUCACUCACCCUAAAAAAAUUAUGCAACUGCACUUGCAAAACUGUGGACAUGGUCAGUCUCCUUCCUGCAAUGACUCUUCACUUUCACUCUCAGAUGUGUUCAUACAGAUUGACAAGAAAUCAUAUUUCCUCAGAUAAAACUAAGUCAAGACACACUCUAUUUAUUGAUGCAACACUCUUCAUGUACAGGCCCUUGAACUUCAGAGCGUCGAAAGCAUGAUUGUGUGUGGCCCAAUCGGAACUGCUUUGACUGAUGAACACAUGCAUACACAGUCUUUUUUUCACUACGUCUUUUCAGUCCUUCUUGCCACUUAUAAACUCACAUUCCCACACUCGCUGCAUUGCAACAGACUCUUGGACAGCCAUAGCGCCAGCUCUGAUGAGCAUGGCGAUCAGGUACAAGUUUAAAGCAGAAAUCUAAACAUCACGCUCCAGUCUCUGCUGGGGAAACAAAACAAACUUUCACCCUCAAGCACAACUUCUUCUAAGCUCCCCUGACACACAUACUCUCACCAGAAGGGAACAGAGUCGCCCCUAAACCUCUUUGCCGAGCAGAGCACCCCAAAAUCCAAUUAGAGCAGCCGGGGCCAAGACCAGACACCUCCCCAGUUCAUCCCUUUUUCCUUCUUUACUGUAUCAAGUCCUGACUCUCCCCCCACUCUCAUCCUCAAUGUGACCC
This is a messenger RNA of Perca fluviatilis (European perch), 2227 nucleotides long. RefSeq names its product paired like homeobox 2A (gene phox2a). Gene Ontology annotation, biological process: regulation of transcription by RNA polymerase II. NCBI's taxonomy places the organism in Eukaryota, Metazoa, Chordata, Actinopteri, Perciformes, Percidae. Gene Ontology annotation, molecular function: DNA-binding transcription factor activity, RNA polymerase II-specific; RNA polymerase II transcription regulatory region sequence-specific DNA binding. The transcript is spliced from 3 exons. Bases 416 to 1321 code for a protein of 301 amino acids. The record is from RefSeq and is a predicted model, not a curated record.